Messenger RNA from Synchiropus splendidus (mandarinfish), 7386 nucleotides. It is a transcript of the gene il23r, whose product is annotated as interleukin 23 receptor. The transcript is spliced from 17 exons. Bases 226 to 2784 code for a protein of 852 amino acids. Gene Ontology annotation, molecular function: cytokine receptor activity; cytokine binding. The record is from RefSeq and is a predicted model, not a curated record. Gene Ontology annotation, cellular component: external side of plasma membrane; CRLF-CLCF1 complex; signaling receptor complex. Gene Ontology annotation, biological process: positive regulation of tyrosine phosphorylation of STAT protein; cytokine-mediated signaling pathway. Lineage: Eukaryota; Metazoa; Chordata; Actinopteri; Syngnathiformes; Callionymidae.
UAGUACUCAUCUCAAACUUAACUGGAAGCAGUUAAGAGCAGCAGCAGCAGAUCUCUGCGCAGAUAGAACUGCUGUGGUGUUCAAAGUUUCUGCAGAUGUCAGAUUACCACCAAACUAGGUCAGACGCCUCCUGAAGUCGUCUUUCAUCACGGCAACACUCAGAUUCACACGUGAAGGAGAGCUGGCAGGAGUUCUGCUUCUGCUCUUCUGGCAAAAUGAGCCAAGAUGACCCUCCAUCACAGUCUCCUCCUCUGCUUCAUCACUCUUCUUUUUCCUGCUUUCAUAAAACAAACCGCUGUGCUUAUGAGUGUGAAGAUGCCAGGCAUCCUGACUGCAGAGCCGGGUUCACCCUUCCUCCAAGGCUCGGACCUGACGAUCUACUGUCACCUCCCUAACUGUCUCCCCGGUUCCAGGUUCAUCCUGGAAGUGAAAGAUGUGAAGGUGGAACUUGCCACAUACAAGUGCACCACAACAUUUCACCUGUCUAAGGUCACAACGCCAAAAACACUUGUGCUGUGCAAACUGAAGGAAGCUGAAGGAAGAUCUCGGCUGGUUGCAUAUCUAGAACUCGAGAGCGGUGUGCCACCAGAAGAACCCAAAAAUAUCUCAUGUGUAACCACAAGGGUGUCAGACUUCAUCGACUGUUCAUGGGACAGAGGACGCGAGACACACGUAGCCACGACCUACAACGUUUCACUGUUUCGCAGGGGGACCCUGCUGUAUCGUAAUAGGACGGAUAGUGCCACUCAUGUCAAGCUGCCACGGGCAAUACUAGCCAGCGAGACCCUCAACCAGCUACAGAUCAGCGCUUACAACCACUUUGGCAUGGCCCACUCGGAACUGUCCAACCUCUGUUUAAAUGCGGCAUGUCCAGUCCAUUUGGUGGUUGUUCCAGAGAGCCCCCAAAUUAAACUGGAGACGUUUGAGAACGAUACCUUGGCUGCCAUAAUAGAAUGGACGACACAUGAUGGUUCACAAAAUCUGUCCUUGGAGGUCAGCCUCAGCAGAGCUGGGGGAUUUUGGGAAGUGAAAGAGCACACCAGAGUCGGCGGGGACCUGAUAAGAGUGGACGGACUUGAGCCUUUAUCAGAGUACAAGUUUCAGAUGAGAAUAUGUGACUCAACGUCCAGAGAGAGGGCACUUCGUUGCAGCAAGUGGAGUGAUCCUGUUGUAGGGACAACACCUGGAAGAGGUCCAUCUAAAGCACUGCAGACGUGGAGGACUGUGGGAGAUCCAAUGAGAAAUGGGCUACGAAGAGUGACAGUUAUGUGGAAGGCGCUUCCUGCCGGAGAGUUCAGUGGAAGACUUGACAGGUACAAGAUUGACUUUAAAGAUGCACAGACACAGAAAGAGGAAAUGUGUCCAGCAGCUCUGAGCCAAUGUGAGGUCCUGGUACCACCACACGUUUCAGCCUUGGAUGUCAGUGCCGUCACCACCUACGGGACAUCGCCGCCUUCGCUUGUGCCGCUCGUACAGUCAUCUGUUCCUGGUCCAGUUAUCACAGAUCUGGCUCCUUCAGCUAAUGGCAGCUCGGUGCCCAUAUCCUGGUCUUAUCGGACAAAUCAUAGUGAUGACCUGAACUUCGUGAUGGAGUGGACAAGCGUUCCCUCCACAGGUGUCCAGUGGAAAACAGCAGCUGUGGACCAACACUCUAGCAUCAUCACAGGCCUGACUGCUGGCGUCAGAUUUAAUGUCUCCUUGUAUGUGGUGGCCAGGACGGUGGUCAGUGCUCCAUCAUCUCGUGUGUUCUACUCCAAAGAGCUCAAACCAGGACUGGGUCCCUCCCUGUCAGUUCUGCUUCACGAGAGAAGGCAGGUGGUGAUUCGGUGGGCUGAGCUUGCUGUGGAUCAACAGAGAGGAUUCCUGACACACUACACCAUCUAUGUUCAGACACUUCAUUCCCAGGACACUCAGCGAGCUGUAAGUGUAUCAGCUUCAGGCCCCAAACAAAAGGAACUGGAGUGUCCUGAAGGACCUGUGUCAAUUUGGAUGACGGCAUCCAACUCAGCAGGAGAGGGGCCACGAGGAGGACUGGUAACCUCUCACCCUAAGCCCCCUGCAGAUGGACCGAUGAUGGUGCUGGCCAUCAUCGUCGGUCUCUUCAUCGCCACCGUUGCUAACCUCCUGUGUUGGAGCUGCCUGAGAAAGAGGAUGAAAGAGAAGUGCAUGUCCUGGGAACUGAGAAACAGCAAAGCCAUCAGACUGCUGGAGCAGGACAAGGCGGACCCAUUAUUCCCACCCACCCACGAUGACCCUCCGCUGUCUCCCGUUACACCAGUCCAUGAAGGCAGUGAAACUUACCCCACGAUCCAGGUUGAUCAGAGUCGGAUCAAUUCCGAGGAGCAACCGCUGAACACGGCUGCCGCAGAGAAGACUGACGUAGACCAGCCGGAGCAUGUCGGCUACAAACCCCAGCACUCGACUUUAGCUAGGAGGGCAGACGGCGGUGAGACAGAAGCAGAUGUGAUGGCCAGUAUAGACGACGGUGGCCGUUCCAGAGGACUGGACUUUAACUUCCAAGGAUGCAUUGAUCCCAAUGCCUUCCAGGGAUUCACUACUGAAUUCCAAGGUGGCGUUUUGACUGGAGAAACAGGCUCAAGCUUCCUCCACUGUCCUUUGAGAAACAUAGAUGUGGAAUCUGUUAUUGUGGACUUACAACCAGAAGAGAAUGUUUUCCCUGUGAUUCACCUGCCUCAAGAUGCAGUUGAGAGGUUGCAGACGGUUGGUUACUUCCACCAAAUGCCAAUAGUCAACGUGAACGACAAUAGUGACACCAAAAAGUGACAAUGUACAUAAAGGUGUCCGAUGUAAAUGUGAAGAUCAGUGACGGCGCUCAUGCUCAGAAACCUGUGACCUUAGAUAUAAAGGCCUACACUGGGGUCUUGUAUAUCAGACCAGCAGCAUGAAACCCCCAUGUAUCACCAGAUGACUCGCAAGACAGCAGGCGUGCAGCUGUUCUUUCCAUCGGGGAAAUUUUUUAACACAUUGGAAGUUAUAAUUCAUGCCACAUUUCAUCACCCUUAAAUGCAGCUGCAACAGGAAGCCUCUUCAGAUCCUCCCCCAUCCACUGUUGUUCACUUGUUUAAAGUCAGCACCCAAAGUUAGGAGGACCACGCUUCCCAGUGGACGACAGAGAAUCGGCCUUUUUUCCAAUGUGCCCUCUCGACAUGGUGUAGGAAUCUACACCUUUAAUGUAUCUUCCGCGUGUUCGUUUACUCGUGAGAAUGACUACCAAAAGCCCACAACUUAAAAUCAAAAAGAAUUUAUUCCCUGACAAAGGAGUCUAAUUACCCUAACAGAGCUCUGGGUCCACAACUACGCCUGACUUAGCCUUAGCUCCAGUGGUGUAGAGUGACAAAGACUAUCUGGCCCUGACCCUUUUUAUAUGUUUUCAGUCUGCAGUCUUCAAUCUUGGGGUGCAGUCUCCACCGAUUGGUCCAGGUCUCCUUAUGGUCCAGGCCACUGGGGUCGCAUUCCAAAUCUUGUGUCGCCUCCACCACGUCUGGAAAUCCCUUUAGGAUGUUUAUACAUCUGUCCUUUAUUGGCGACAAUGGCGGAGCAGAUGACCCAAUACGUCCUUCUUUGGUAUCUUGCUUCUGUCAACUCAUCCGUUCUCCACCUGAUUAAUUGGUUUACGACGCCACAGAUGGUCUCCAAAAGGUUCCUCAUAUCAGAUGCCAUUCCCUUAUUCUCUGCAUCUGUUGAACUCAAUCCUUUUAUUAUUUAACAACCCAUUAUAAAUUCUAUUUAAUAAUAUAGCUUAAUUAAUAUAUUUAUUUUGUAAUUUAAUAUUAUUCCCAUAAUCCCCCUUUUGAUCUCUUCCUAAAGAGAUCAACAACACAUCAAACAUAAUUCACAAAACUCUCCCUGGUAUUAAAAUUAAAAUCAAUAUCAGGAUUGAAGUAAAUAAAGUAAGUAAGGAUUUCAAACAUUUCAUGCCAAGGAUACAAUAUUUUCUUCUUCCAGAUGUUUCCCAUCGUCUCCUGGAACACAUAGCAUCACAUAGACUCCUUUGCCAUCGUCCUCCUUAAAUGCCCUAUUAAUCAUUUUCGAAAACACAACUUACAUACAACAUCCACACCAUCACAAAGUAAAGUAGUUCACAUGUAUCAUCGUUGUUAUAAACAAUGUUAUUAUCAAUCCUUUUCAGUUGCCAAACCAGCCCGUCAGCAAAUUAUGUAGCAGGUCAUCCACAUUGAUCUUCGUUUGAUGGACAUGGCUUUCAAACCUCUCAUGGCUCUGCAGAUCUUUUGUUCCUAUUCAUUAUUAGGGUCUCAUUGCCAGAUCCUACCAGGUUGGGUUCCUUGUCCCCUAUUGUUAGCCUGCACAGCCAUGACAUUACUCCCAAGGAGAUCACCAGAUCCCCAAAAGUCACCAGCUGUCCUUCUUUGUCCAUCACCAUCAUCUUAUUGUCCCCCUUUUUAUAUUUUCCUGCAAAAUAUGAAAUGAGCAAAGAAAACAAAAACUAGUGACAAUACAUUUAGCUUGAACCAUGACUUCAAAAGAUCCAGUCCAAAGUAGUUCGGACCACUUUCUCUGCAACACAUGAAGAUAAAUGGAUGACGCUGGCGGGGGUCCGUCUGGUUCAGCUGCAAAAGUCGCAUCAUCCUGCGCACAAAAACAUGAAGAAAGUUGCUCCCAGUAGGGCUUAUAGCCGGCUGGUAGGUCCACUUCCGGCUGGAGCAACACCGAGGCUGGACCGAGCAUCAGACGACCAGUCAGGAGUUCAAAAAGUGUGAACCCUGUCCGGCGGUUAAUAGAUUGUCUGAUUGCCAAAAGAACUAUAGGCAGGGCUUACAGCCAAUUCAGCCCUGUUUGUGCACAUGUCUUGGCCAAAUGCUAUUUCGGCAUGCGAUUCCUUUAUUCAACGUGAUCUUGAGAUUAGGGAUGAUAUGCAGAACCAAAUUUAUAAAUCAAUCCCAGGAACUACACAACUUUUCCAUUAAUUUUGCUGUAAAAUGCAUGCGAUCUGUGAUGUGAUGUGAUGUGAUAUGAUAAUUCCUGAAAACCCAUGGGUAGAAAUAUAAUGGUUAACCAGCGCUUUGAUGACAGACAACAAAUCCUUCCUUGCACACAGAUACACCUCAGGCAGUCCUGAAAAAGUAUCCACCAUCACCAACAUAUACCUCUUUAUCUACACCGGUGUGAUCAUGUCUGUGUAGUCCAUGACCACCACUUCACCCGGAGUCCUCCCUGACUCCAUCGGAUGCAUCACCCUCUUCGUUGGACCAAUGCUGAAACUCUGACAAAUCAUCAGGAAGGACCACUCUUCUUGGUCCCUUCACUGGGCUGAACCACAGCCCCUGAUCAGCGUUCCAUCACGCCCCAGUGGCACUCCAGUCUUGCUUCUCACUGUCCAGCGCAUUCGCCUGUAGCUGCUGAAUAACUUGUAAAGUGAUUUCAGGUAACAAGUCCUCAACUUGCUUACCUCAUUGAGGAGAAACCUGACAGCCUGCAGCCUCCUUGCCGCUGCAUCUGCCGCCUGGUUACCCCUGGCAACCUACGUGUUCACCUUCAUGUGUCCUGGGCAUUCAACUACCACCACCGCUGCGCAGGGUUGACAGCCUUGUCCAACCUAUGAAUGAGAUCCCCAUAUGCAACUGGAUCCCCAGUCACUGUUACAAAACCGUGCGUCUCCAAAAUGCCAAAUCAACAACUCACAACAUACACAGAAUCCAAAUAUCCUCACCUUUCUUUUGGUUGAGUACACCGUUUACAACAUCAUCAGAUACUAACACAUCUGAGCAAAAUCAUCCUGGUAGCCUCCAAACAAAUACCAGAACGAUUCUGUCGCAAUGUACAGAUCGUCGAGAUACCAUACCAAGAAAACACCUGUAGGUAAUGAAACAGUGGAGAGCAUGUCACACAAAUAUUGGCUGAAAAUCCCACGGCUCAAUUUCCACCCUUGUGGGACUCAUGUGAUACAUGAACGCAAAGAACUUUCUACAUUCUGGAGCUAAUAAGAUACAGAAAAACGCAUUUGCCAAAUCGCUCACUCUAAACCACUGAAAUUUUGGACUUAACACAUUCCAACAUCUGUGCGAGUUAGACACUGGAACGCACAAUGUUAAUGUUACCUUAUUAAUUUCUCUGAGGUCAUGUGCCAUACGAUAAUUAACGCAGUCUGCUUUCUUUACCGGUAAAAUAAGUGUGUUGCACGCCGAUGAGAAAACCUCCAGCACUCCUGACUCCCAUCAUCCAUCCAGAGUGUUAGCAAUCCCCUCAGACGCCUCCUGUUUACGUGAAUAUUGUGGAACAUUAACAAACGCGCCAGGUGUGAUUUCAAACGUUACCGGUUCACAAUCGACACAGUGGCCCACGUCCGCCGGUCUUUAUGACCACAGCGAAUCAGGCAGGGUGUCCAGCAUCUCUGCUGAUAAUUCAUGAUCAGAGCGCUCUCGUCCGUGAAACCUAGUUAGUGUGGCCAGAACAUCUGAAUCUCCUGUUUUAUCCUGGAUACAAAAAGCGUUUAGCAAAGGUGAAAACGGCACGUUUGGUACUUGCCCACUCUGUCAGUCUUCCGCUGCCUCACACUGCUUCACCAUGGGUCCCAGCUCUCUGAGCACAUGCCCGUGAACUGGUUCAAGAAAGAUGUGUGGAUUAGAUGUUUCGGACAUCAUGAACCACUCACCUUGUGACAAUGUCAGUUUGGUAGCUACAGCUACUCCCUGUUUCCCUACAUAAAUGCAGGUACUUGAGAGUUGCCAUUCUUCCCCCUUUAACUGAUUCAAAUGCUUCUUGGUAGAUCAAAUCUUGAUUUUGGCCAUAAAACAGAGUGAGGUGGAGGGGGUCAAUCGGAGGUCUUAAUGAGGCCACUGGAUCGUUCCAGGGCUUCCACAGCAGGAAGGUCGAGUACACACCACCUUCCCCUUCUUGCUCUUGAGUCAUUGAGGCUGCAGUUCAUGUGAGUCCCAUCAGCAUCAUGUGAUUUCCAGAAUGUCUCUUUGGUGGGAUUCGAAGGCUUGAUGGUGGACAGUGUGGUUCCAGUGUCCAUUAACAUGUUGACAGUCUGUCCCUCCACUUUGACAGAGACUGGACUCUGCUGCUGCGGUAGAUAAGGUUGUUGAUUCCAGGGCGCUGGUCCUCGACCACCUCGACCUCUGGGGGCUCCCCCUCCCCUAGGUCCGGGUCUGGCGCCUCUCAUUGCCACUCCUCCAAAACUUUGUUGUAACACAGGAGGGUGUGGACAGUCUCUCACCCAGUGGGUUGGAUCUCCGCAGCGAUGACACACUUGAGGUUGUUGCUGGUAGGCGGGUUGAGUGAUGCUUCCCCUACCGCCUCCAGGGUCACCCCUCCCACGAUCCAUGGCUCUGCCUCUCGAUUGACCGGUUCCCUGAUCCAUCCACAUCUGUUUCUCCCCUUUAACUUUAUCCUUUCCCUCUUUGU